Nematostella vectensis (starlet sea anemone) is the source of this 1001-nucleotide messenger RNA. Its product is annotated as UBX domain-containing protein 8-like. Bases 57 to 944 code for a protein of 295 amino acids. NCBI's taxonomy places the organism in Eukaryota, Metazoa, Cnidaria, Anthozoa, Actiniaria, Edwardsiidae. The transcript is spliced from 7 exons. Gene Ontology annotation, molecular function: ubiquitin binding. Gene Ontology annotation, cellular component: nucleus; endoplasmic reticulum. The record is from RefSeq and is a predicted model, not a curated record.
UGCUAUGGUUCCUAGUCUUCCUCUGGCCAAGCACAAUAACAUUCAAGAUUUCCACGAUGGCGUUGUUUGCCACUGCAAGGGAUUGGAUCAUCCUCGGCGUUGUCGGCGCCAUUAUCGGUGGUUUAUUCUGGUCCGGACUGAGCGUAUUAACACUCAAGACAAUACUCUUAUGGGUGCUCAUCAGCUUUGGGUUCUUAACUCUCCUGCUACAUGCAUUAGGCUCGCCGAUGACCGGGCUGUUAGCGAAAUUUUUAAAAGGGGAAGAGAAACCUAAAAAAACAAAAUUCAGUAAAGAGGAAUUAAAGAGAGAAAGAGAAAUGCUGUUGAAGGAAAAGCAACGACUAUUUGAUGAAAAGAAUCUUACAUUCACUGAGGAAGUACUUAACCCAAGAAGGGAAGCUAGGCUGCAAAAGAGAGAAGCUGAGCUCAACAGAUUUUCAAAGUGGAAAGGGGGACACAGAUUCAAGAAUUGUCAAUGCGGUCAUCCCCAUGAGGAUGAGGUUGAUGAGCCAUUAUUAGAGCAACUUGAUCUGGCUGACUCUGCCUCUGAAGAAGAGGAGACUGAAAAGACACAGGAGGUGAAGGCUGACAUUGAGAUUCCUUCAGCUAACACACUCAGGAAAAGGAGAAAAAAGCAAGUGGCAUCAUCUGCUCAUACCAAGAUAACUGAAGAACAGCUGGCACCAGAACCAGAUGUUGGAUUAGCAGGGGUCAUCACUGUAGCUCUUAGAUGUCCAAGCGGAAAUACCAAGAAAAGAAGGUUUACAACAAGCUCAAAAAUUCAGGACCUAUAUCAGUAUGCAGAGUUUCUUGGCUAUUCCUCAUCUCAGUACGUCAUCAUGUCCACAUACCCAAGGAAGCCUUUAAAUAACCAAUCAGUAACAUUUGCAGAAGCCUCCCUUACGCAGGAUGUUGUCUUAGUCAUUGAUGAAAUUGAUGAGUAAAUAAUGAUCAAUCAUAUAUUAUUACAAGGAUUAUUAAAAUCAUGAGCUCAAUUUUAA